CCGUUCGCCAGCUUUUGCUAUUAGUUUUCUUAUACAUUUCCGUCACUUCGGUGUGAAUGCGAGCAAAUUUUCCACUCGACCAGCUUGUGAUUGUUACUUAAUUGAAUUAAACAUUUUACAAAUUUGGUUGAUAAUUUUAACGAAGUAUUGUGAACUAACUUUAGGAAAAGUAAAAAUAUCAAAAUGGGUGACUGCAGUGUUGACUUGAAUAAGUGCUUUGAAGUGGUCUCACAACUCGUGGACAAAGCUGGUGCAUUGGUGGCGAAACGUAAUGAAACAAGACAAGAGUUCGAAGAAAAGGCAAACGAUAUUGAUUUGGUCACUGCCACUGAUAAAGAGGUGGAACAGCUGUUGAUACACGGUUUGUUAGAUGUCUUUCCCGACCACAAAUUUAUUGGUGAGGAGGAGAGCGCUGCUGGCGGACAACCAAAUAAGUUGACAGAUGCGCCCACCUGGAUUAUUGAUCCAGUUGAUGGUACCAUGAAUUUCGUGCAUUCUUUUCCACAUUCGUGCAUAUCCAUUGGUUUGAAGGUGAAUAAAGUCACCGAAAUUGGUAUUGUUUUUAAUCCAAUGCUGGGACAACGUUUCACUGCGCGACGCGGACAGGGUGCUUAUCUAAAUGGAAAACGGAUUCACGUGAGUGCCCAAAAGGAAUUAGGCAAAUCUUUAGUUACAACCGAAUUUGGUACAUCACGCGAUGCGGAAAAACUGAAAGUCACUUUCGAAAACUUCCAGAAAAUUGUGCCAAAGGUGCACGGCAUUCGUAUGUUGGGCGCUGCCGCGCUCAAUCUUUGCAUGGUGGCACUCGGCGCGGCCGACAUUAAUUUCGAAUAUGGCACACAUGCUUGGGAUGUAUGCGCUGGAGAGCUGUUAGUGCUUGAAGCAGGCGGCGUGGUUAUUGAUCCCACAGGCGGCAAAUUCGAUAUUAUGUCACGGCGUGUGUUGGCCGCAUCCAGUGAAGAAUUGGCACAAGAAUUCGCUAAACAAUUGACACAAUUCUAUCCACAACCACGAGAUGAUUAAUGUGAAAUGUAUAUAUAAUAUAAGAGCGUUUAUCAAGUUCAAAGAAAAAUACAGCUGAAUGAUGUUAAUUGGUGUUCAAGAAUUAAUGUUGUACACAUUACAUACAUAAAUUAUUAUGUAAAAUAUGAAAUUGCUAAAUUUGUUGGGAAAAUGAUACAGGUUACUCGAACUAGUUAAAAUCGGAGGUAUAAAUAAAUGUUUAUAAAAAUGAAA
Messenger RNA from Zeugodacus cucurbitae (melon fly), 1236 nucleotides. Its product is annotated as inositol monophosphatase 1. Lineage: Eukaryota; Metazoa; Arthropoda; Insecta; Diptera; Tephritidae. Gene Ontology annotation, molecular function: inositol monophosphate 1-phosphatase activity. The transcript is spliced from 5 exons. The record is from RefSeq and is a predicted model, not a curated record. Gene Ontology annotation, biological process: phosphatidylinositol phosphate biosynthetic process; signal transduction; inositol metabolic process. The coding region runs from base 184 to 1023 and encodes 279 amino acids.